This is a messenger RNA of Geosmithia morbida, 1455 nucleotides long. RefSeq names its product ribosome biogenesis protein. Bases 1 to 1455 code for a protein of 484 amino acids. Gene Ontology annotation, cellular component: preribosome, large subunit precursor. Gene Ontology annotation, biological process: ribosome biogenesis. The transcript has a single exon. Gene Ontology annotation, molecular function: protein binding. The record is from RefSeq and is a predicted model, not a curated record. Lineage: Eukaryota; Fungi; Ascomycota; Sordariomycetes; Hypocreales; Bionectriaceae.
AUGGACGCUCCAUCCCAGGUAAAGGUCAUCUUCACGACCGACGAGCCCGACCUGGAGCUCCCCGAGUCGAAGCAGCAGCUCCUCGUACCUUCGGACAUCAAGCGCUAUGGACUCUCGCGCAUCCUCAACUCCGAGUCGAUGCUGGAGACGAGCUCCCCGGUGCCGCUCGACUUCCUCGUGCCCAACGGGACGUUCCUGCGCACCAGCAUCCAGGAGUACCUCUCGUCCGAGGGACUGUCGUCCGAGACGACCCUGGCGCUGCGCUACGUGCGCAGCCUGAUCCCCCCGGUCUACGAGGCCAGCUUCGAGCACGAUGACUGGGUGGGCGGCGUGGACGUCCUGUCCGGGUCGUCGCCGGCGGGGCUGCUGCCCGGCCAUGCUGCCGCCGUCCCCGAGAGGAUCGCCAGCGCGUCGUACGACGGGCUGGUCAGGGUCUGGAACGCCUCGGGCGAGACCGUGGCCGUCUCCCCCACCGCCAGGGCCGGGGGCCACACGCAGAGGCUCGACGCCGUCCGCUGGCUGUCGCCCCGGCAGCUCGUCUCGGCCGGCCUGGACCGCAAGAUCGUCGUCUGGGACUACGCCGAGGACGAGACCGGCUUCAGGGGGACCCUCAAGCCCACCAUGGAGCUGUGGGGCCACGGCAAGGCCGUCAACAGCCUCGCCGUCAACGGGUCCACCGGCCGCGUCCUGUCCGCCUCGUCCGACGGCCGCGUCGGCCUCUGGUCCUCGUCCAAGCGCACCGCCCCUCAGCCGGACCCGGACUCCCUCCCCUCGGCCGUGACCGCCAAGAAGGCCAGGCUGUCCGGAAUGUCGUCGUCGUCGUCGUCCGCCACGGCCGCCCAGAGGGGGCCCCUGGCCAUCAUGAGCCUGCACGACGAGCCCGUCACCGCCGCCGUCUUCCACCCCUCCGACCCCACCGUCGCCUACACGGCCUCCAAGGACAAGUCGGUCAAGACCGUCGACCUGACCACCCAGCGCGAGGUCUCGCGCCUCGUCACCCUCCAUCCCAUCAUGUGCGCCGCCGCCCUGCCCAACGGGCUCGUCGCCGCCGGCUCCUCCGCCCGGCACAUCACCCUCCUCGACCCCAGGGAGUCCGCCACCGUCACCGCCGCCAUGACCCUCCGCGGCCACGUCAACAUGGUCUCGUCGUUAUCCGCCUCCCCGGACAACGACUACUCCCUCGUCUCCGGAUCCCACGACUCCACCUGCCGCGUCUGGGACCUGCGCAGCGUCCGCCCCGCCGGCGUGCGCGAGGACGAGCCCGGCACCGCCGCACGCGUCAGCGGCCCCGUCUACACCAUCGGCAGGGAGUGGUACAAGGGCGCCAAGCUGCCCCCCGCCGGUGAUGGCGCCAAGGUCUUCAGCGUCGUGUGGGAUAAGUCCUGGGGUAUCGUGAGUGCAGGGGAGGACAAGAAGGUCCAGAUCAACAGAGGGAGGAAUCUACUAAGCUCGUGA